AUGUUGACGACGGCAGCAAUUACUACAGCAGGUGUCGCUCUUAUUGCUGUGUCUCUACGACUCAUCACACGCAUAUCCCCGUUCUCUGUAAAAUGGGGUGCGGAUGAUUGGGUGGUGACCGGUAUCGCGCCGGUUGCAGCGUGUCAGCUUAUGUUCAUACUAGCAAUGGUGUACUACGGCUUUGGACAGGACAUCUACAUGCUGUCGCCUGCUGCGAUCUCGAAUGCUGCAAAGUUCUGGUACUUCAGUGAAUUGGCUUUCGUCAUACUCACUUUCUCCACCAAGAUAGCCAUUCUCUGUUUCUACCUCCGCCUUUUCCCGACGGGGGAGAUUCGAAACGUUACCUACCUGCUGAUCAGCGUAUGCGUAACAGCCAUGGUAUCAAUAUUCUUCGCUCACCUGUUCCAAUGCUGGCCAAUAUCCUAUCGCUGGCGCAUGUACUUGGGUGACGACGCAAUGUAUUCGGAAACCCCGCCGACGUGUAGAGUGGACAGACAAGGCCUGAACUUCGCCUUUAGCAUCCUCAAUCUCGUCAUCGAAGUCGUCAUAGUCUCUCUACCUAUUCCGAAGCUUCUCAAGCUGCAGUUACAAUGGUGGAAGAAGAUCGAAGUCGUGUCUGUCUUCGCGUUUGGGUUCAUCGAGCAGAAUUACUAUCAUCGCCAUCACGCGACUCUCGAUCACGCUUACAGCGAGUUAUUCUUCGAACUUCACAUGUAA
Molecule: messenger RNA, 717 nt
Organism: Ascochyta rabiei
Lineage: Eukaryota; Fungi; Ascomycota; Dothideomycetes; Pleosporales; Didymellaceae
Exons: 5
Coding region: 1-717 (238 amino acids)
Source: RefSeq, a predicted model, not a curated record